Messenger RNA from Penicillium verrucosum, 1467 nucleotides. RefSeq lists its product as uncharacterized. Bases 1 to 1467 code for a protein of 488 amino acids. The transcript is spliced from 3 exons. Lineage: Eukaryota; Fungi; Ascomycota; Eurotiomycetes; Eurotiales; Aspergillaceae. The record is from RefSeq and is a predicted model, not a curated record.
AUGUCGGGGGUGGAGGUGAUCGCGGUUGUAGCGUGUGUGGCAGCCAUCGUCUCCGCCUACAGCGAUGGAACGAGUAUGUUUACUGCCAUUAGGAAGAAGUAUCACGAGCGCCAGUCCAUCCGGGAACUAGAACUAGAACGGUCGCUCGCUCGUGGCCGGACCGAGAUUCAAAGCCAGUUUGAUCUGCAUAAUCAAGAGCUUGGCUACCGAUAUGAGCGAGGUGACUCGAUCGCUCGAGAGCAUAUGAAGGAUAUCAUCAUCACACUACAGGGGGCGUUGCUGAGACACCUCCGAGAGGCGCAGGAGCAAGGGACCACUCCGGAUCUGAUGGCGUUGCAGAUAGAGUCCGAUCAGGGCCGCGUUCGCACGCUCGUCAUUUUGGGCGACUUGUACCAGCGUCUGUCGAGGCCAUCGCCUGUUCCAUCGUCCAUUUCCAUGUCCAUCGAUCAAAACUAUCACACGAGGAACUCGUAUGGCCGUGGUUAUUUUCCUCGUGGCUCGGACAGGUACCGGCCACCUCACAUGUCGGAGAUGGCGUACCUCUCCGGCGGAUAUCCUACCUCACCAGCCAGGUAUGCAAGAUGCCAGAUCCUAUCGGAGGACGUCUGUACCUCGCCAAUGGACACACUAGGAACAUCGAGAGAGGAUGGGACCUCCAGUUCAAAACCUCGCAGACGGUCAUCAGGCUUUGGCUCAGUUGUGAGUAGUAUGGGCGACUUGUUCCAUCCCCGCCCAGGUCGUGGGAGAACACCAUCGUUUCCAUCGUCAGCACCCGAGCCCGCACACAUCCCACAAACUAGAGUAUACAUCGCAGUGUCGCCGUCGACAUCAGAGCCGAUUCCGGAAUUCGAUGUUAGACCAGCCACGCCGAGUGUACCCAAGUUGCGACCAACCUCGAUACCACACGACGUCUUAGGGGGGAACCCAUGGAAGCACGAAAGCCUCAUAGACUCCGACGACGAAGAAGCCAUCAGAAUUGCUCCAUGCAAGAAAGAAAACCACCACCUCUCGCCCAUCUCCGCACCCACGCAAUCCCGCAACGAUUCUCUCUCCACAACCUCAACCGCCUCCACAGACUCUACCCCGUCAAACCCCUCCACCCGAAGUAGCACAGACCGACCAACCCAAGCAAUCCGACCCCUCUGGCCACCUAGCGAAACCAACAACUACCUGGGCUUCUGCAAAGGCGCGUGGAAAGUGCACACGGGAUUCCGAGGAUUCAAAAUCUACUCCGAGCCCGCGGCGGGAUAUUUUACGCAACAGUCAUGGUUGCGGUGCACGAAGUGUGCUUUUGAAGCACCUAUGAGCCCGAAGAGUUCCAACCACAACCCGCUAUUCGAGGAAAGCGUGCGCACGCAUAGAGCUAGCGGUGUCCGAUAUCGAUUCGAGUUCUUGGCGAAAUCCCACGUGCCCUUAUGCGGUAUGUGGUUGGUCGGGUUGCGCCUGAUUCGGAGUAUUUUGAUGUGA